Silurus meridionalis is the source of this 2482-nucleotide messenger RNA. Its product is annotated as mucin-17-like. The record is from RefSeq and is a predicted model, not a curated record. The transcript has 8 exons. NCBI's taxonomy places the organism in Eukaryota, Metazoa, Chordata, Actinopteri, Siluriformes, Siluridae. The coding region runs from base 89 to 2482 and encodes 797 amino acids.
UACUCCGGCUUCCGCCUUUUGUUUCGCUCACACCGUGACAGAAUAACGAACCUCCUGAAAAGGAUAUAAUUUACAAAAAAAAAAAAAAAUGAUCGGGUUGCUGCCGUGGUCCCGGCGCGAACCGAACCUCGGAGGUAGGAUUCGCUCUGCCAUGAUGAAGCGGCAGCCAAGCUCCGCCUCGGGGAAAACCCGGAAGUCCGCUGCCGUUUCACGCGGAUCAUGCUCGGCAGCGCCACGCCCCUGUUAUGACGUCAUGGAUUUCCCGGCUCGCUUCUCCGGCGACAGGGCUGGGUGGGGCGGAUUUAUACGGAGCGUUGGUGAAUAUAUAGACUUUUAUUCAUCCUCUUACCCCACUGAAGCAGGCAAGAUCGCACUCCACAUUUCUCUGCUGUCUGGAGAAUCCCUCUCUCUGGCCAGUGAGUUGUGGAGCGCCUCUGGUGGCGAAUUCGGCUCGUGCGCCCGGUUUAUCCGGCUUCUCACCCGGGAACUAGGGAUGGUCACCGCAGAUCUCCACCAUCUCUCUCCCGUUACCGAAAGCACGACUCCGCUCCAGUGUUUGCCGAAGAGCUCCGUUCCGCACCAGAGUUUCCCGGAGAGCGCCGCUCCAUCCCAGGACCUCCGGGGGAUUUGCACCCUGCUCCAGACCCUGCACCAGACCCUCCAAGAGGGCUCUGCUCCACCCCAGGACCUCCAGGAGAUCUCCGCCCUGCUCGAGGCCCUUCAGGAUGGCUCCACUCCGCCCCAGGGCCUCCAGGAGAUUCUCAGCCUGCUCCAGGACCUCCAGGAGAGCGUAGCUCCGCCCCAGGACCUCCAGGAGAGCGUAGCUCCGCCCCAGGACCUCCAGGAGAGCUCAGCUCCGCUCCAGGACCUCCAGGAGAGAACAGCUUCGCUUCAGGGUUUCCAGGACAGCUCUGUUCCACUCCAGGGUUUCCGGGACAGCUCCUUCCCGCUCCAGGGUUUCCAGGACAGCCCAGCUCCGCUCCAGGCCUCCCCAGAAAGCUCCUCUCUGUCACAGAGUGUCUUUGAGAGCUCCUCUCCGCUUCAGGACCUCCAAGAGAGCACAGCUCCACUCCAGUGCGUCCCCGAGAGCACCCUUCCGCUCCAGAGUUUCCGGGACAGCUCCUUUCCACUCCAGGAUCCUGAAGAGAGCUCGGCUCCACUCCAGGAUCCCCAGGCGAGCUCCUCCCCGCUCCAGGACCUUCAGGCGAGCUCCUCUCCGCUGCUGGACCUCCAGGAGAGCCCAGCUCCGCUCCAGUGUGUCCCUGAGAGCACCUCUCAGCUCCAGCAUGCCUCCAGGCAAACUCAGUUCCGCCCCGGAGCUUCCCAGAGCACUCAACUCAGACCCAAGGCCGCGAAAAGGACGUCGUACCGCCGCCUCACGGGCAACGGCUCGCUUCACGGUCACCCAGAAGGCGACAGCUUGCCUCACUGUUCCUCUGGAAGUGAGGCCACGUCACAGGGUUCCUCUCCCGGUGAAGCCACGUCGCAGAGCUUCUCUCUGCCCCAGAGCAUCCCUGAGAGCUCCUCUCCGGCCUCCAGGCAAACUCAGUUCCGCCCGGAGCUUCCCAGAGCACUCAACUCAGACCCAAGGCGCGAAAAGGACGUCGUACCGCCGCCUCACGGUCUCCCGGCGACGGCCCGCCUCACGGUCUCCCGGCGACGGCCCGCCUCACGGUCUCCCGGCGACGGCCCGCCUCACGGUCUCCCAGGCGACGGCCCGCCUCACGGUCUCCCAGGCGACGGCCCGCCUCACGGUCUCCCGGCGACGGCCCGCCUCACGAGCUCCUCCUUGACGACGCCUCGCCUCCCGAGCUUCCUGGAAGGCGACGCCUCGCCCCAGAGCUCCUCCUUCGAUGGCGACGCCUCGCCUCCCGAGCUUCCUGGAAGGCGACGCCUCGCCCAGAGCUCCUCCUUCGAUGGCGACGCCUCGCCUCCCGAGCUUCCUGGAAGACCUCCCAUUGGGCGCCUAUCCGCCCUGAUCGCCGCCGAGGGCAUCACUCGGUCUCGGGUCUCUGCUGUGGAGGUCGCUCAACCUCGGGACUCCGCUGAGGGCGCAGCUUGGUCCCUAUCCGACGCUGGGGCUGUCUCUCUGCCUCCUGGCUCCGCCGAAGACGUCCCUUCGUCCCUGGUCUCCGCUACAGGCAGCUCUCCGUCCCCGGUCGCCGCUGGAACCGUUUCUCCGGCCUUCGUCCUGGCUCCGAUCUUCACCAGGGUUUUCGCUCCAAUUCUGGCCUCCGCAAUGAGCUACGCGCCGUCUCGGACCUCUGCUGGGAGCAUGGUUCUGUCCUGUGCCUUCGGGAUGGGCAUCCUCCGGGUCCUGCGCUUCGCCUGGGCUGUCGCCCCGCCUCGGGUCCUUCCUGGCCUUUUCCGGUUCUGCGGCGGUUCUGACCAGGUCCCAUUCGACCCUGGACGGACACCGGGAUCCUCCUCUGAGUGCCCUGGCCCUCCGAGCGUCUGUGGGUUUGGGGCGUCAGAUUAUUAA